Molecule: messenger RNA, 825 nt
Organism: Radiomyces spectabilis
Lineage: Eukaryota; Fungi; Mucoromycota; Mucoromycetes; Mucorales; Radiomycetaceae
Product: urease accessory protein UreG
Exons: 8
Coding region: 1-825 (274 amino acids)
Molecular function (GO): GTPase activity; nickel cation binding
Source: RefSeq, a predicted model, not a curated record
AUGUGCUCCAACAACUGCUGCCGUUUCGAAGAUCAUUUAUCUAAUACUCCUGCUGCUCCUACCGCCCACGAUCAUGGUGAUGGCCAUAUGCAUUCUCACGGCGGUCACGACUUGCGUGAACAUGGUCACACCCACGAACAGUUGGAUCAUCCCGGUCUUUAUGAAGAACGUGAAAAGGCGGCCUAUGUCAACCGUGAUUGGUCCGAGCGUGCCUUUACCGUAGGCAUUGGAGGUCCUGUAGGUUCCGGCAAGACGGCUUUGAUGUUGGCUUUGUGUCAACGUCUUCGUGACAAAUACUCGGUGGCAGCCGUGACCAACGAUAUCUUUACCAAGGAAGAUACCGAAUUCUUGGUCCGUAACAAGGCCUUGCCCGAAGAACGUAUCGCGGCCAUUGAAACCGGUGGUUGCCCUCACGCUGCUAUUCGUGAGGAUGUGUCUGCCAAUUUAAACGCAUUGGAAAUCUUGCACGGCAAAUUCAAUACACAGUUGUUGUUGAUUGAAUCCGGAGGUGAUAAUCUGGCCGCCAAUUACAGCCGCGAGUUGGCCGAUUUCAUUAUUUACGUCAUCGAUGUGGCCGGUGGUGAUAAAGUGCCCCGAAAAGGAGGUCCCGGUAUCACUCAGAGCGAUUUGUUGAUCAUCAACAAGACAGAUCUUGCUCAUAUUGUGGGUGCCGAUUUGGAUGUCAUGGAUCGUGACGCCAGAAAGAUGAGAGGAAACGGUCCUACUGUAUUUGCUCAGGUGAAGAACGGUGUGGGCAUGGAUGAAAUCAUUAACCUUAUUUUGGGUGAAUGGCGUGCCAGUGGGGCUGCCAGUGAAUCGGCUUAA